UGUGUGUUUCUACAAAAGAAAAAUAAAUAAACAGAUGGCUUCUAGAAUAUUUUAUUUUUCUUCUUAAAAAUUGAGUCUUUAUUGCUAUUUUCUUAAUACAUAAUGUAUAUAAGUGAGAAAGAUAAGGAAAGAAGACAAUUGGCUGAGAAAUGAGCAGCUCAUUGAGACUGAGCUUCAGCAUCCCCAAGGCCUUGCCUUCUCUCAAUCCUCCCAAUCAUCAUCCAUUCACCAUUUCAUGUCAACAAAAACAUCCCCAACAAAAGAAACAGAUUUCAAAAUGCACAAGCAGAGUUCUUGGCCUGGCCCUUCAAGUUGGAGGAGCAUUGACAGCUGUGGCAGAGCCUGCUUUUGCUGUUACUGGGAUGAAUAAUGAAGGAGAAGAUUUGGUGUGGAUUCUGAUCCAAUCUGGAAUCUCAGCCUUCAUCUACUUCCUUGUUGCUCCACCAAUCAUCAUGAACUGGCUGAGGAGGAGAUGGUACAAGAGGAAUCUGCUUGAGAUGUAUGUGCAGUUCAUGUUUGUCUUCCUCUUCUUUCCGGGAGUGCUGCUUUGGGCACCAUUCCUCAACUUCAGAAAAUUCCCUAGAGAUCCAGCAAUGAAGUAUCCUUGGUCUGUGCCAGAGAAUCCUUCAGAGAUUAAGGGUGGAUUCUUGAAGUAUCCAUGGGCUCAACCUGAGGACUAUGAAGUAUGAAUAGCACACCCUAUUUGUUUCAUGUAUAUCCAAUUCAUAAUUUACUAAUUUAGCAGCAACUUCUUUGGUC
Molecule: messenger RNA, 759 nt
Organism: Salvia splendens (bonfire salvia)
Lineage: Eukaryota; Viridiplantae; Streptophyta; Magnoliopsida; Lamiales; Lamiaceae
Product: NAD(P)H-quinone oxidoreductase subunit L, chloroplastic
Exons: 4
Coding region: 150-689 (179 amino acids)
Molecular function (GO): oxidoreductase activity, acting on NAD(P)H, quinone or similar compound as acceptor
Source: RefSeq, a predicted model, not a curated record